AUGAAUAACAACGAUAGAAGUACAAAAAUUAGGAAGCUAACGAGUAUAGCACAACUAUGGGGCAUUAAUGGCAGUCUGACAAUAAAUGAAAUUGGUUUGCAGUUAGUUGACAGGUCUUCAAUACAUCCUGUACGGAAAAAUCUUUUAGAAGCAUUCCAUCUCUUGUACCAGCUGAAGAUGCCCAAUGAGAUUUAUCCGUUGGGCAUUAUCGAGAAAAUCAUCACUUGUUUAACUCUAUCGCUUACACAUGAAUACAAACUUGAAGCACUGAAAAUACUCAUGUUAAUAGCUCAGGAGGAAAGAGGUUUACGCAAUAUACUGAGAUUGCAAGGUUGUGAGGCAACAAUGAAUCUACUGUUUGAAGCUGAAGAAGUUCUUAAACCGCAUUGUUUAAGUUUAUUGAUCAGGAUUUCAGAAUCUUUGAGGGGAAGAAUCACUAUUCUUGAAUAUACCAAUUCUUCUCAUCAACUCCUCUUACUGCUACAAAAAUCAAAAAAGUUUAGUAAUUUAACACUUCAGCUUAUAACUAACUUACUGGGAAUACCUACGGCUAGAAAAAUGUUUAAUGUUCCAAAAUUUAUUACUUAUCUAUCAACAAGAUCAGAUGAUGCCGAGUUAAAUUUGCGCAAGCAGUUGGUAUUAUGGCUAGUGAACUUACCAACACAAAAUUUAGUUGAUCAUCUGGCUUCUCAAUCUGGUUUGCAUAAUCAAAAUUGGAAUGUUAAUACACGUGAAGUGAGCACUAACCAAUCGCACGACAGCUGA
Heterobilharzia americana is the source of this 765-nucleotide messenger RNA. The record is from the annotation of a GenBank genome assembly. NCBI's taxonomy places the organism in Eukaryota, Metazoa, Platyhelminthes, Trematoda, Strigeidida, Schistosomatidae.